UAUUUGUCGGCGCAGGGCUCUGCUUGUUAUUAUACACAUUUUAUUUCUGUAAAGUGAAAAAGAGGAGAAUCUUUUGCUGAAAUAUAAAAAAAUUAUAAAAAACAAAAAGAUGCCGCGUGAUUAUGACCGUGAUUACACAAGUGAAGAUACUUCGGAUUAUAAACGUAAAAGACGUAAUGAUGAGGAAAAUAUAAAAGCGGAGACCGGAAUCGAUGGAGACGAAGCCCAGCAAACUGCAGUACAGCACGAUGCCCCGCCGCUCAAUGAGAAAACUGCAGCCUAUUUAGAGGAGUGUGUGCAAGAAAAAAGCUUACUGGACUCCAAUAAGUACAAUGUAUGUAAAAGGCUCUUGGAUGACGAAAUUGAACGCAUCUUAAUUAGUGGACGGAUACCGAAACCAGAGGUGUAUGCUAAUGUUUACAAUGAAAAACCUAUUAGAGUAGCCCAAAAAGUACUUUUUCCCAUAAAGGAGUAUCCAAAAUUUAACUUUGUUGGCAAAAUAAUGGGACCGAAAGGGAAUACUUUGAGACAAUUACAAGAAGAAACCUUUUGUAAGAUGACUGUAUUAGGGCGCAAUUCUAUGCGAGAUCAUGCCAAAGAAGAGGAACUUCGUAAUUCUGGGAAUCCAAAGUAUGCACACUUAAGCAGAGAUCUCCAUGUGGAGAUAUCCACAGUAGCUCCACCAUCUGAAGCGUACCAUCGGUUGGCGUACGCUUUGGCAGAGAUACGAAAAUUCAUGAUACCCGAUGCGAACGACAACAUACGGAUUGAACAAAUGCGCGAAUUGGACGGAAAAGAUCGCAUAUAUAAAAAGUCUCAUUACGCGAAAACGUAUGGAGACCACUCAGCUACAUAUGGCAGCAGAACUCCACCACCACCACCAUCAUUUGACAAGUCAACCAAACCAAAAGUAUAUUCCAUAUUGGAGAAGGCCCGUUAUGUUAUGGAGGAUCCAAGUUAUACUAUGAUAAAGUCCCAUAGGUCUCGAGAUCAUGAUCUAUAUGAUCACCCAAGUGAGUACGAUCGCUACGGCACACCGCCACCACCAUCUUCUUCAAAGCAUUCAAGUACACAUCAUGCUCCAUAUGAAAGUUCAUCAUACGAGCGUGACUACAGACGUGAUUACCACCCUCAUUCGUCAUCAUAUGCAGCAGCUGCUUAUGCAGCUAAAACAAGUAAUGGCCGUUCUUCGUCGUCUGCAUAUCGGCCAACAACAUCAACAUCACAUUCUUCAUCACACUAUGAGACUAGUGGAUCACGUUCCCGUGAAAGUGUUCGUUAUCGUUCAGCUCCCUAUCCAAAAAUACGUUAACAUCAAAAAAUUAAAAUUGAACAACACAAAACAAAAUGAAUUAAAAGCAAAAACAAAUAAAAUCUGUUAAAUAACUGAAGCUCCAACUACAUACAUGCAAUAUAUUGAUGGAUGUCAUCAAAACCUAACAAACAUAAUACAUAACUGGUUACAAAUAAUUAUUAAAACCUAAAAUAUAAAGAAAACUUUAAUUAAAAAGACAAAAGAACAACUAAAUUAUUUUAAAUUUAUCAUUAUAGACUAUUGCAAAACAAAAUAUAAUGUUUAAAUAAAUAAAAUGUAAUUAUUUUUUCCCAUAAACCCGACAUUAAGUUAAUUGCAUUCGCUCCGGGAAAUAAAGAUGUAAUCAUA
This is a messenger RNA of Lucilia sericata (common green bottle fly), 1663 nucleotides long. RefSeq names its product KH domain-containing, RNA-binding, signal transduction-associated protein 2 (gene qkr58E-1). Gene Ontology annotation, cellular component: nucleus. Gene Ontology annotation, biological process: regulation of alternative mRNA splicing, via spliceosome. The coding region runs from base 110 to 1312 and encodes 400 amino acids. NCBI's taxonomy places the organism in Eukaryota, Metazoa, Arthropoda, Insecta, Diptera, Calliphoridae. The transcript has 5 exons. Gene Ontology annotation, molecular function: mRNA binding. The record is from RefSeq and is a predicted model, not a curated record.